Molecule: messenger RNA, 2744 nt
Organism: Somion occarium
Lineage: Eukaryota; Fungi; Basidiomycota; Agaricomycetes; Polyporales; Cerrenaceae
Source: the annotation of a GenBank genome assembly
ACUUGUAAAUUGACACAAUGAUUCCCACCCAGUAACUUUCAGGCCUGAUUUCUACUAUGACUCUUCACCUGCGAUUCGCAUGAUCUACAUGCCCGCGCAUUGAUCUUCUUACUAGUGAGAAUUUCAAGAGCUGCGCUUUCAAACGACUGCGCAUUGAGCAAUCUGGUUCAAACUCUCCGCCGUGAUGGAACGACACCGAUACGAUUAUGAUCCUGACCGCCCUUUACCCAGCAAAUUCUCAUCUGUUCCCCAUCCUCCUCGCCCUCCACCAGGAAAUAUAGCCCCAUGGGCAAUGCGAGGACGUCCAAUGGGUCCCUCAGUCCCUCGGGGUCCACCCGAUCGGUACUUACAACGAGAUGGUGGAUACAGGCAUCCGUCUGAGAAUCGUCCACAUAUAUCUCCAAACUACCGUGGUAGGGGGCGUGGUCGAACCAUGACGAAGGCCUCUGGAUGGGGUGGACCUCCAGCCAGGAUGAACACAAAAGCGGCAGGAACGUCUUUUCCUCCUCGCAUGACGGGUGGCGUGUUCCAACCAAUUGAUAACUCAUCACACCCAUCCAACGAUACCAGCACAUUUAAAGCCAGUGGUCGACCCAGCCUUCCAACUAAAGUACCUUCCAAAUUCUCAUCGCGCUCUGAGGACGACGCUAGGCGCAGAAAACGCGACAUUAAUGACGUUGGCGUGCGCUCUGCUCCACGCAUGAUUGCUUCCACUUCCCUCACUAAUCGACCGCAGCAACUAUCUUCUACUGGUGCACGAGGUUUUCAGCCUCGAAAAGCAGCCAGGAAGUAUGGUUUCUAUCUCGACAACGGGGUGCUACGUCCGACCAAGAGCGCUAAUGAUGAUUCUGAGGAAGACCAUCCAGUUGAUAAACCCGCCUCACCACCUAGGCCCAGGAAAACCAUGCCACACAUGCAAGCAGUGGCACCGGUGAAAGCAGCUCGGAAGCAUGAUCAAGUAGCAUCUAAGUCCAGUAUCUCAGGAGGACACAAUGCCCAAAAGACUAUUUCUAAUCCUGCUAGUGCCGCCAGUGCCGAUAUCAUUGAACUGUCUGAUUCCGAUGAAGCCAAAAAUAACACGGGCGACGACAUAGCCCAUCUUCUCUCAGCCUUAAGUAACCUCAACAUCGGGGCAAGGCGGUUAAGAGAACAUUCAAGGUUACCUUUCUUAAGGCGUAAUCUUCGCCACGGUUUCCUGGCUAAAUGUAGGAUGGCUGGUGUACAGGUAGCACCGAAGAACCCCCCAGCUCAUGCCGUGGACAUUACGUAUCGAUACCUUCACGAUGACGAUGAGUCGGGAAGCGAUGGCGGGUCGUCCAGCUCUUCAGUCGACGUUUACGAGGAAAGGCGAACGAGUAUGCUGACAUGGCUGUGCCCGUUGUGCGACAUGCAUGGAGAAUUCCCAAGACGCGAAGUCCUGAAGUUCCAUCUUGACCACGAUCAUGCUGGUGUGAAUGUCGAUUGGAUAAACUCAAGCAGAAAUCAGGCGGAGGCGUGGCGAAUGAUCAUCACUAUUCCUCCUGCUGAGUCCAUUGCUGAAAUAGAGGUAGAAUUCGAAGAGGACGAUGAUGAGUCGGAGAAAUCUGACUCGCCGUCACCGGAGAGUCCUGCGGCAGCGGACGAUGAUUCUGAUUUUAUUGUAGAGAUAAGCCCUCCAGGAACCUUGGCUAUUGAAUCAAUGGACAACCCGGUCUCUCCAAUAGUACUAGAUGAUGACGACGAUGAUGUUCAGGAAGCUCUUCCACCUGUCAUCGAGAUAAAACACAAGUUCCGGGCACCCUCACCACCGUUGUUAUCCACCCUACAGAAUCAGAGAGAGGACCGUGACUCUGGCAGGCCGCCGUCAUACAGAGGAUCACUACCCGAUCGAUACCCAUCACCGCCGCCUCCAUCGAAUCUCCAUGGACCAGCAGCUCAAUAUCCGUACCUGUACGCAGUUGAGAAAGAGGGGGAAACUGUGUAUUCGUGCCGGCCGGGUGGUCCUAGGUUAUUCGACCUACUAAACACACUUCCUCUGAAACGCUUCGGAGUACUCUCGUGGAUGAUAGUCGACAGGGAGGAAGAGCUUUAUGAACUGGAAGACGUAAACGAUGAGGACAAAUGCAUGCUCGCUCUAUGGAACAGGUGGAUCAUGUUGAACCGAGUCAAGUUCGUGUUUGAAGGAUACGCUGAUGGGGUCACGGAAUUUAUAGAUGAAUACUGGCGAAUGAUACACCUUGCUGCCGGAUGGGGAGCUUUGAGGGCCUUUUUACUUAUGCUCAUGACUGAGCGGUAUCUCACUGUUUCUGAGGUUGCCCGUCUGUUGAAGUACUACGAGGAAAAGACGGGGAUGAAAGACUGGUACAAGAAUACAGAAGAUGCUUUAGAGUGAAUCAAUGAAUCAGCUGGUACCACUUUAUUGGUUUCCAAUAUCAUUUUGACACACUGUAUGAUUUUUCUCUAUCUUCAUAACUGCAUCUGAGAACAACUGGUUACAUAUUGCAUAUAACCUCCUUACGUUUCAGGGAAACGCAGCUGGAGAUAGAGGAAAAGACAGUGUAUGAAGGUGAGACUAAACAAUGUAGAAGGUUGUAGCUCCCAGACUCGUUAUAAGUGCUAGCUGCUCCCUACAUAGAAACGCCUUACACUGCCUUGUGCAUGGCUCCAGGGGUAGUACGGUUCUAUCCACACUUUUCAACUCCCAGUGUACUCGAGUAUGCAAAAUUUAGUUUUCCUUCUAUAGUGACGCCAACUUAUGGAUGCGG